AUGACCUUGACCGUUUGCCUCACGACGGCGCUGCUUCUGUCUGAAGACUCUUCUUAUAGCAUUUCCGUCAUUGCAAAGCACAUGCAAACUAUAUGCCUUGCAGGAACGCCUGCUCAAAGCUGGGAGAGGGACACUUGGCCGGCGCUUAAAAACCUCGCUAGAAACAGGCCCGAGGCUGGAGUUCAAUUUCAGGAUCUCAAAAUCAUGAACCGGAAGAAAGACAGAGAUACUAUCACGGCCAAGUGGUUUGCUGGGCUUCUUUCCGACAAGCCUUGGUGGUCUACAGUCUUCCCCGACGUGGAAUUGCAAUAUCGUCCAAUCCCGAAGACUGAACUCGAGGAGGGCGUAGACAGCGGACAUGCCAUGACAUCGGUCUGCAUCAACACCGCCAUCUAUCUGCCCUGGCUUGUCGGUGAAUGCCUCAAAUGGGGGGUGGUGUUCAAACGAGCUGAACUAGGGCACAUAAAAGAUGCUUCGACCAGUCACCACAGUGGUGAAAAACCUGGCAUCAUUAUCAACUGUACCGGCCUAGGCUCGCGUACUCUGAAGGGCGUAUGCGAUUUGAACCUCCACCCCGCGAGAGGCCAAAUUGUUCUGGUUCGAAACGAAUCCAACGGCAUGACAGCGACGUCAGGGACCGACGAUGGGCCAGAUGAGGCAAUGUACGUCAUGUGUCGUCCUGCCGGCGGAGGCACAAUUCUGGGUGGCUGCUACCAGCGCGACAACUGGGAUUCGCAGCCCGAUCCCGACCUUGCGAUUCGUAUCAUGCAACGUUGCGUUGCUGCGCAUCCCGAGUUGACCGGAGGAAGGACCAUCGAAUCCCUCGACGUCAUCAGGCAUGGGGUUGGGCUUCGACCUGCAAGAGACGGGGGUGCGAGGGUUGAAAAGGAGAUGAUCGAAGACAUGUGGGUGAUUCAUAACUAUGGGCAUGGAGGAGCUGGAUACCAGUGCUCAUAUGGCUGUGCGAAGGCAGUUGUGGAAUUAUUGAACGCUCAUAUAUAUGUGAAGGCAAGACUUUGA
This is a messenger RNA of Ilyonectria robusta, 1020 nucleotides long. Its product is annotated as D-aspartate oxidase. Bases 1 to 1020 code for a protein of 339 amino acids. The record is from RefSeq and is a predicted model, not a curated record. Gene Ontology annotation, molecular function: FAD binding; D-amino-acid oxidase activity. NCBI's taxonomy places the organism in Eukaryota, Fungi, Ascomycota, Sordariomycetes, Hypocreales, Nectriaceae. The transcript is spliced from 5 exons.